Eupeodes corollae is the source of this 471-nucleotide messenger RNA. RefSeq names its product ATP synthase mitochondrial F1 complex assembly factor 2-like. Lineage: Eukaryota; Metazoa; Arthropoda; Insecta; Diptera; Syrphidae. The transcript has 2 exons. Gene Ontology annotation, cellular component: mitochondrion. Gene Ontology annotation, biological process: mitochondrial proton-transporting ATP synthase complex assembly. Bases 1 to 471 code for a protein of 156 amino acids. The record is from RefSeq and is a predicted model, not a curated record.
AUGUGCAAGAUACUUAAUGUAUUAACUUAUCAAGUUGAUUUUCAGGAAGACAAAGAUCUAUAUGUGCUCCAAAAGAACGAAUGGGAUCCCGCCAAUGAGUUGUUUAACAAACGUUUCGAUACGAACAUACAAGAAACUUCCAGUUUAUCACCACCCACCGUCUCGGAUGCGGAUAAAAUAAAAAUAUCCAAGUACUUCCUUCCACACAGUGAAGAUGCUCUAUAUGGAUUUGUCUUCACCGUCAACACCCUUAAGUCGAUAAUCCUUUCUUGUGCCGUGAUGGUGCAGCAUAUCAGCUCAGACAAAGCCGUAACACAAGCUCGUCUCGAAGAAGAGUUUCAACUGAAGUUCUGGGGACAGGUGGAAUGGGCUCACGACAUGAACCAACAAGAACUACAAGUUCGCUUGGCUGCAGCUAUCCUCUUUGUUCUCUUUAACCGGUCCGAACAAUUCACUAAGCUAAUUGUCUAG